AUGCAUAUCUCACUUCACUGUGCGUGUCUAAUUUGUGACAAGAAAAGCAGAAGGAAAGAUGGGUCCGAGGAGAUUAAAAGAAACCCAUCAGACGUUAGAAAUUCGCAAGAAAAUAAGCUCAGAACUGCUCUUCAACAAGCAUCUGAUCAUGGGUCUCUUGUUAAACCCAAAAAUCUGAAUGAUUCAGAGGCUGCUGACAUGGAAGACAGGAGUUUGGGAAGAUCAAGAUCACUAGCAAGACUACAAGCUCAAAAAGAGUUCCUAAAAGCAACUUCUCUAGCUGCAGAUACAACAUUUGAGACCCAGGAUUCCAUUACCAAUCUUGAUGAAGCUUUCUUAAAGUUCCUAACCAUGUACCCAAAAUACAAAUCUUCCGAGAAGAUCGAUCAGUUGAGGGUUGAUGAGUAUUCACACUUGGCUGAUAACGAUUCCAAGGUGUGUCUUGAUUAUUGUGGAUUUGGGUUGUUUUCAUUUCAUCAAGUCAUUCAUUAUUUGGAAUCUUGUGCAAUUAACUUGUCCCCAAUAACCUCAAAUUUGAACAAUCAUGCACUCUAUGGUGGUAGGGAGAAAGGUACAGUUGAAUAUGAUAUAAGGACUAGAAUCAUGGAUUACUUGAACAUCCCUGAAAGUGAAUAUGGUCUUGUGUUUACAGUUAGUAGAGGUUCAGCUUUCCGACUUCUAGCUGAAUCAUACCCUUUUCGUACUAACAAGAAGUUAUUGACAAUGUUCGAUCACGAAAGCCAGUCGGUGAAUUGGAUGGCUCAGAGUGCUAAAGAUAAAGGUGCCAAGGUUCACAGCGCUUGGUUUAAAUGGCCUACACUUAAACCCUGUUCGACCCAUCUCAAGAAACAGAUUUUAAACAAGAAAAGAAGAAAGAAAGAUUCAUCUACUGGCCUUUUCGUGUUUCCGGUUCAAUCAAGAGUCACUGGUGCCAAGUAUUCGUACCAAUGGAUGGCAUUCGCUCAACAGAAUAAUUGGCAUGUGUUGCUUGAUGCAGGUGCAUUGGGUCCGAAAGACAUGGAUUCACUCGGGUUAUCUCUUUUUCGGCCUGAUUUUAUCAUUACGUCGUUUUAUAGAGUUUUCGGGUUCGACCCAACUGGAUUCGGGUGUCUUCUGAUCAAGAAAUCGGUGAUCAGAAGUCUUCAGAAUCAAUCUGGUCAUGCUGGUUCCGGUAUAGUGAAGAUCAGUCCAGUCAUUCCUUCGUACUCGAGUGAUUCCAUGGCUGGAUUUCCUCAAUCGGGCAGGACCCAAGAUGAUGAAGUUGACGGAAAAGAUGAAGUAAUACCUGAAAACCAUACCGGAAUUCAACUACCAGCUUUUUCCGGCGCAUUCACUCCUUCUGAAGUUAGGGAUGUAUAUGAAACCGAAAUGGAACAUGGUAACAGCACUGACAGAGAUGGUGGCAGUCCUGUUUUUGAAGAAAACGAAAUAUUUUCAGACGUCUUGAAGAGUCCCGUUUUUACUGAAGAAGAAUCACCUGAAGACUCGAUGUGGAUUGAUUUAGGACAGAGUCCAUUUGGAUCGCAACCUGUGUUGGCAGGCUCGCAUUUACCACCACCCCCUUGGUUUACACGCAAGAAUAGAAACAACAGAAAGUUCGAUCCACAGCCUCAUGAAAGCAAGAUUCUGUCAUUCAACAAUGCCAAGAACGUAAACAAAAUUGAAGUGAAAGCUCAAGAUAGUCCAGAAAUACAGGAAGAAUCCGAAAUCGAGAGUUCUGCCAUUCGAAGAGAAACAGAAGGCGAGUUUAGGUUACAGGGAAGACGGGUAUCAUUCGAUCUCAACGAUAACCAUGAUUACAUCACUGACGAAGAAUAUCAAGAAUCCGGCGAUAGGGAAGAACCCGAAGUCAUAUGCAGGCAUCUUGAUCAUGUAAACAUGUUGGGUCUGAGCAAGACCACAUUCAGGCUUCGUUUUUUGAUCAAUUGGCUCGUGACUUCGUUGCUUCAACUGAGAUUACCUGGUUCAAACACAGAAGAAGAUGCAGUUCCUCUGGUUCACAUUUAUGGUCCAAAAAUCAAGUACGAAAGGGGUGCAUCUGUGGCGUUUAACAUUCGAGACAGGAUGAUGGGAGUAAUCAGUCCAGAAAUGGUCCAAAAGAUGGCUGAAAGAAAUGGGAUGAGUGUGGGUAUCGGCAUUCUUAGUCAUGUGAAGAUUAUACAGAGCAAGAAGCAAAACAUGGAUGUUGGUGAUACAACAGUUUGCAGACCAAUGGAGAAGGAAGAUGGAGGAGGGUUGGUGAGAGCUGAAGUGGUGACAGUUUCACUUGGCUUUUUGACUAAUUUUGAGGAUGUUUAUAAAAUGUGGGUUUUCGUAGCCAAAUUUCUUGAUCCAUCUCUCAUACGAGAGUAUGAACUUAGACUGUCAUAGAAGGCAAAGAAUCGUGAAGCCCAGGUAUGAUUUCUACAUACAAGUUUCA
Cynara cardunculus var. scolymus (artichoke) is the source of this 2419-nucleotide messenger RNA. RefSeq lists its product as uncharacterized. The record is from RefSeq and is a predicted model, not a curated record. Bases 1 to 2370 code for a protein of 789 amino acids. Lineage: Eukaryota; Viridiplantae; Streptophyta; Magnoliopsida; Asterales; Asteraceae. The transcript has a single exon.